GGGGCCGAGGUCGGGACAGGGGUCUACUAUCUGGGGUCCUGGGUCCGGAGUUUGGGGUCCGGGUUCCCGGCCAGCUGUCCAGGCCUAGGGUCCAGUCCGAGGUUUGGGAUCCGAGCCCGCCGUCCUUCCUGGGCUCCGCUGGCCCGUUUUGACGCGUUGUACAUGUGUUGUGGACACCUGACCAGAAGCACUUCUGAAUUAAGAUCUGAGGUUUCUUUGGGGUGACAUUGAAGACCACUGAGACCACAAGAUGAGUGAACUUGACCAGUUACGGCAGGAGGCUGAACAGCUUAAAAACCAAAUUAGAGAUGCUAGAAAAGCAUGUGCAGAUGCAACUCUUUCUCAGAUCACGAACAACAUUGACCCAGUGGGAAGAAUCCAAAUGCGCACCAGGAGAACACUGAGGGGCCACUUGGCCAAGAUUUAUGCCAUGCACUGGGGCACAGACUCCAGGCUUCUUGUUAGUGCCUCACAGGAUGGCAAACUCAUCAUCUGGGAUAGCUACACCACAAACAAGGUCCAUGCCAUCCCUCUGCGCUCCUCGUGGGUCAUGACCUGUGCGUAUGCCCCCUCUGGGAACUACGUGGCCUGUGGUGGCUUGGAUAACAUUUGCUCCAUUUACAAUCUGAAAACUCGUGAAGGGAAUGUACGUGUGAGUCGUGAACUGGCUGGACAUACAGGUUACCUGUCCUGCUGCCGUUUCCUGGAUGACAAUCAGAUUGUUACCAGCUCUGGAGACACCACCUGUGCUCUGUGGGACAUUGAGACCGGCCAGCAGACAACCACGUUCACUGGACACACUGGGGAUGUUAUGAGCCUUUCUCUUGCUCCUGACACCAGACUAUUUGUUUCUGGUGCUUGUGAUGCUUCAGCCAAACUCUGGGAUGUGCGAGAAGGGAUGUGCCGGCAAACAUUCACUGGCCAUGAGUCCGACAUCAAUGCCAUCUGUUUCUUUCCAAAUGGCAAUGCAUUUGCCACUGGCUCAGAUGAUGCGACCUGCAGGCUGUUUGACCUCCGUGCAGAUCAGGAGCUCAUGACCUACUCCCACGACAACAUCAUAUGUGGAAUCACCUCUGUCUCCUUCUCCAAGAGUGGGCGCCUCCUUCUCGCAGGGUACGAUGACUUCAACUGCAACGUCUGGGAUGCACUCAAAGCCGACAGGGCAGGUGUCUUGGCUGGGCAUGACAACCGUGUCAGCUGUCUUGGGGUGACUGAUGAUGGGAUGGCCGUGGCAACAGGGUCCUGGGAUAGCUUCCUCAAGAUCUGGAACUAAGACAGCUGUUGGACAUGCGGCGACUGGAAGACCAUUCCAACCUUGAAGCGUUCAGUGAUAGCAUUUCCAAUCCACCCCUACUAAUGUGGACGCCCUGCACCUCCCCCUCAGAACUUCAAAAGGGCAAGAUCUUUUUCCUUCACUUAUUGCUGAAACCAAGAGCACAAUUCCUAUUAAGAGAAGAAUCUCUGUGCUGUAAACUAAAACAAAUUGUGCAUUCCUUCCAGGACCAUUGUCUUUGUUUUUUUCUUAUUUUUUUUUUUUUUGUUUUGAAUGAACUUAAAAGGAAAUACUAUAAUAAAAAUGUUAAUCAGAAGGUAAACUUGAGUAUAAUUGUGAGACAGACAUACCUUUUCACUAGCUCAUUUAAAUUUUAGAUCAGUAAUCCAGUUCUGUAAUGUUCAUGCAAAAUAAGUUAUCUUGUAACCAGUUCUAAAUUUCAGGUUGUUUGUAGCAGGAUUUUGAAAGCAUUCAUAGUUCCUUUUUAAAAUAAUAUUCCUUUUUUCUGUUGAAUAGCAAAGCAGAGAAAGAGAGUUGAGUACAUUCUCUCUGAAAUUGUCAAUGCUGUAAAUCUAGUCUCUGGGUUUUUCUGUUGUGUCUAGUGUCACACCGUUGUGCACAGAGGUGGUAUGUGGGGAAGGGGGGAGCGCUGAGAUGUGAGUGACCAGGCAGGUGCUGUCAUCCUGGGUGCAUGGUGACCAGUAAGCUCAAGUCAGGCACCGUUUUCUCCCUCUCCCUAUCUUCUACCUGCUCAGUUCAGUUUUUAAUCUCAGCUUGGGUUUCCUCAUGAAGUUGGAGGUCCAUUUCUCAUAAUAGCCUAACACUACCUGGUGUCCCACCCCCACCAUCAGAAGCCUCUGUUUUGAGGAGAGGCAUCACGUCCUGUGCUUGGAUAGUCAGUCAAUUAUUUGUGUAUGAAACAAUGUACAAAUCAAUGUUUUGAAAAUAAUGAUCUCAAACUUUCUAAGUUAAAUUUUAAAAAAAAAUUGAUCGUUUGCCAUACUGGGUGGGUUUCCUCUUAGAAUCGCAUGCUGUAGAAAUGCUCAAAAGUGCAUAUAGGACUCAGUCCUUAGAUGUUUUCUUUUAAGAAAUAACCUCUUUAAAGUUGUAACCAUUGCGACUCUAUCCACUUAUUGUUGCUACUCUGUGCACAGCCUCAGAAGCAGUACAGUAAGCAGCUCCACACUCACGAGCAGCAGCAUCAGUCACUGUUUUCCUUGUUUCUCGAAAAAAAGAAAAAAAAAAAAAAAAAGAAGUCCUAUCCCAAGUCAUCACUGUCAGGUGGGGGAGGUAAGGCAUGGCGACCCCUGGCCGCCUCCCUCUGGAAAUUCUCACGGCCUGCCUCUCCUACAGAGCAGCCUCUGGCAUCUGAGGCAGAUCAUUUUUCUAACACACAGCAUUUCCUGUUCCGAGUCCGGUGGGCAGCAGUUGUGGGCCCCUCCCUCUACCCAGGCACUCCUCCAUAGCAGCAGUAGUGGCUUCUGUCCAUCCUGUUUCCGCAACAUCCUGUACAAACUGUGCUGUGACCUGCGGCAGGCCUGGAUCUGGCAGAGAGAGUACAGACGAAACCCUUCCUUCUCUUUCCACUCCACCCUCUAGAGCUCUGCGCCCUCUCCCCUCACCUUUUGUAUUUAAUUUUAAGUCAGUGUACUGCAAGGAAGCUGGAUGCAAGAUAGAUACUAUAUUCAACUGUACUGUUAUUUAAGAUGUAAUAAAGCAGUUUGACAUGA
Messenger RNA from Erinaceus europaeus (western European hedgehog), 3003 nucleotides. RefSeq names its product G protein subunit beta 1 (gene GNB1). Gene Ontology annotation, biological process: G protein-coupled receptor signaling pathway. The record is from RefSeq and is a predicted model, not a curated record. NCBI's taxonomy places the organism in Eukaryota, Metazoa, Chordata, Mammalia, Eulipotyphla, Erinaceidae. The transcript has 12 exons. Gene Ontology annotation, cellular component: cytoplasm; heterotrimeric G-protein complex. Bases 251 to 1273 code for a protein of 340 amino acids. Gene Ontology annotation, molecular function: protein binding; signaling receptor complex adaptor activity.